This is a messenger RNA of Closterium sp. Yama58-4, 2619 nucleotides long. NCBI's taxonomy places the organism in Eukaryota, Viridiplantae, Streptophyta, Zygnematophyceae, Desmidiales, Closteriaceae. The record is from the annotation of a GenBank genome assembly.
AUGGCGCACGCGGCUCGCAUCGCGCGGCAGGUAGUGCAGGCCGCGACGAGUGCGCGCGUGCGAUUCUCCACGGAGGCGGCGAAAGCUUCGCGCGAGACGCUGCUGGUGGAGGACGACGCGGCGCUGCGCAAGUACAACCCGCAGAAGGCCGCCCUCGCCGCCUGCAACACCGUUGGUAACGCCGUCACCGCGCUCGUGCUCGCAGCCGGGGCCGUGGACUUGUCUGAGCGGCUGUGCCACACGGCAGCCGGGCAUCCGUCCGUCACCAUCACGCGCAUCGCCAUGCCUGCGCCCACCGCUAUCAUGCGCUCCACUGCACUGCCCACUGUGAUGCACAUGGAUGGCUCAUGGAAUCACCACUCUGGCGAAAUUGUUGGCGAAAGCGCGGAGAAGGCGAGGCGAAGAAUGGUCGAGGCGUUUCUUGGCGCGCGAGAGGCGCGGGCGAGCGUUACGCGACGCUCCCGUGCUGCCGGCGAGUCGCGGAUGAACUGCUCACGGCACGCGCAGAGUGGAGGCGGGAGAGGCGGGUGUGAGUGGGGUGGCACGGGGGAUGGGGGUGGUGACGCGGAAUGGCUCGGCGGCCGCAGCAGCGACGAGGAGGAGGAGGAGGCGAGCAGCGGCGGCCAGGAGGCGCGCGACGAGGCGCAGCUGGGCGAGCUACUCCCCGUGGCCGGCGCCGGGUGGCUCGCGCACGCGCCUCCGGCGGAAGUCGCGCAGGCGGAAGCUGGUGAGGCGGAAGCUGGUGAGGCGGAUACUAGGCGGGCAGAAACGGGUCAGGCGGAAAGCAGGGAGGCGGAAUCGAGGCCAGCGGAAACGGGGCACGCGGAAACGAGGGGGGCGGAGGUGGAGAGGGGAAGGGCGGACGAGGCGCAAGGAGCGAGCGGAGCUGCUGACGCCCAUGGCGCGCCCUCGGCACUGGCGACGCCGCACCCUGCACGUGCUCCCGCUAGUGCUGCCACCGCUGGUGCUGCCACCGCUGGUGCUGCCACCGCGGCACGCGAGGCGCGCACAGCGCCCGCGCUGGAGGCGACUGGCGGAGGGGCGGCCGGCGGAGGUGCGGGGCUGUCGCUGCGUGGCCUAGGCCACGGGGGAGGGCGCAGGCGGAGAGGGCGGAGAGGGCGGAGGGGAGGGCGAGCAGCGGCGGAUGGUGGCGGCGUUCCUGCGCGCGCGCGAGGCGGGCGCAGUGGUGGCGCGGGGGAGAGGGGGACGAGGCGAGGAGAGGGCGCGCAGGAGGCAGAGGCGCGCAGGCAGGGGCGGACGCGUGGGGAGGGGGCGCUGGCAGGGGGAAAGGGUGCGAGGCGAGAUGGGGGAGCAGGCAGGGGAGGGGACGUGGAAGGGGGGGAUGGAGUGGUUGAGGGCGACGAGGAGCGGCGAGCAGGGCGAGAUGGUGGGCAUAAUGGUGACGUGCAUGGCAUUGCGACGGGCAGCAGCGAGGGCGGCGAGUCAAGUGACGGGCUGGAGGAGCUGCUGGUGGUGGCGGGGUUCGACCGUAUGCUUCUGUACAUGCUCAAACCUCCCUCCACGCAACCCUCUUUCCAUGCAUUGCUUGCUGUCACCACUGCCCUUCAGGCAUGCGCCCUGCUUGCCAGCACCUACAUCGCUGCCCAUGCCUCUGCGUUUCAAAGUGUGGCGGAGGGGCAGGGAGGGCGUGCGGGUGCAGAGGUGCGUCGGCGGGACCGGCAGGCCAGCGAGGCGCGGCGCAGGAGCAGGCUGGCCGCGGCAGCUCAGGCAGCUGAGGCGGCACGGAGGGCGGCGGGUGGUUCAGCGCACUCGCAUGACGAACUGAGAGAGAGACGGCAGCGGGAGCGAGAGGAGCGGUUGAGGAGGCGAGCAGGGAGGCAGGGAGGGGAGAAGAAGGCAGCGGCGUUUGAUGCGCGUGGUGAGGUGAAGGAAGCACGUGAGCAGGGCGGCGUGGCUGCGGUAGGCGAAGGCGGCAGGGGAGAUGUGAGGGGUGCGGGCGCAGUGCUUGGGGGGCGCAUGCACUGGCGUGAGCGGCGACGCGCAUGGGGAGGGGCUGAGGGCGGGAGUGGUGGAGGGCACGAGGUGAUGAGGAAGGAAAGGGCAGCAGAGACGACAAGUGAGAAGGGAAGGGUACGAGCGGGGAGAAGCGAGGAAUUGGCGAGACGUGGAGAUGUGAGCGGUGUUAAGUCCGGGGCGCCCAGUCCCAGGCAGCACGUGCGGGAUGCGAUGGGCAAGUUUGCUGCGUGCAGGGCGGUGGAGGACAAGGCAGGGGGGAGGAAGAGAAGCAGAGGGGAAGGCGAGGUACGAGGUGCGGGUGUGCAGGGCGGAGUGGCGGUGCAGCGAGGCGAGGUGGAGGGAAGAGGCGGUGAGGGAGCGAGCUCGUCCCUGCAGGGCACAGUGCGGGGGGCACUGCGUGCCGUGGGGCUAUACGAGGGCAAGCGCGCCAUGACGCAGGAACUAAGGCGGCAGCAGCUGGCCGUGGCAGCCACUGCCAUGCGUGCGGUGCAGGAGAGCAGGCGGGAGGAGGAGCGUGCCGUGCAGGCCAUGCGGGCGGCAGAGGCAGCAGAGGUGGCGCGGGUGGCGGCGGUGCAGGCGGAGUGUGACGCGCGCAUCAACGCCUUCAUGCACCGCCUGUUUCAAGACAUGAGCGCCCUGUGA